CAACCCCGCAACCACACCAUGGCCGUCCCCAGCAUCACCAACCAACAUGAAGUAUGUCGUACCACCCGGCGCUGCCGAAGUCAGCAUACUCCGCCCUCGGGCUUGCCCCCAGUGUAGUCAGGAUCCUGAUGAACCCCAAGCCACGCGCGCCGUCCAUCAGCGCGCCGGAGCUGCACCAGAAUGCGACCGACUUCGCCGAGCGCCUGCCGGAAAAUGAAUCCCACAUCAUGCUGUAUGCAGAGCUGCUGCUGCACAUCCGCACCAUCACGCUGUUUGCGAGCCUGCGGAGCCACCACACGCGAGAAACCAAGGCACGACUCGAUGCGGACGGAAGCCUGAUUACCGUGUCGCACGAGGGGUAUCGCGCGACUAUACGGCUCCCGAUCAAAGUCGAGGGCAAGGGCGAUGCCGCGCUCGAAUUGCCUGCGCAGCCCCCGAGCAAGGAGCUGACGCUCAGACUGCAGAUGGAAGAGCAGGAGGACAGCGAUAUGCUGGGGCUGAUGGCUGAGUCGCGCAAGGCGAACAUUGUGCCUUGGGAUGGCGUGACGCUGAGGAAGCAGGAGGGCGUUGAGCUUAGGUGCAAGAACUGCGAGGGCGUGGUGGUUGAGAGGGACGCCGUGAGAGUGUGGAAGGAUCUCCCGAAUGAGAACUGGGCGGAGAUGAUGGACUUUUGGCAUUGUCAUAAACCGGACGAACAUCAUUUGCACGAUCACACGCAUGAGGCUGGCGGGCAGAAGGGGUAUGCUGCUGGCAACCGUCUUAAAGCAGCAGAGGGCGUUGGCUUCGUGGAUCUCACAGGCUUCCUUCUCAAAGAGCAAGACUGUGAUGGUGCAAAGGUUUCUUUUGAUGAAGAUCAACCGGACACAGCAGUUCUGUGCAAGCACUGCGGCCAGAGCCUUGGUAAGCAAGACGCAUCAGCAGACGGUUGGCGGCUGUGGAAAUGGUGCCUCAGUCUGUCCGCAGGCCCACCCUCAUCACUCUCAUACAGCACACACAGCGUCCAGAAAUGGAUAUCCGCACGGCUGCUAUACCUGAUCGAAAACGUCGGCGUCCGCAAAUUCCAUAUCCACCCUCCGCCAGCUCCCUCAAUAGCGAUGGCAUCCACGCCAACUGCGUGGACGCCGUCUAUACUUGUCUGGGUCUUUACUCCGGAUCUCCUGUUCUCUUCAUCCAUCUCACGCCCGCACCGUACAGACCCAACCAGGGCUGUCAAGUGCUUCUUCAAGAAACAGGCAUGGGCUCCGUUGCAGCCAGGCGAGCCGGAGAGCGCAACGAUUGAGGAUGUCGAGUUUCCGCAGGAACUGUAUGAAGAGCUGCAGGAGAGUCUGUAUGAGAGCCAGAACAUAAUACCGGCGACGGCGAGGAAGUUCCAGGGCUGGAAUGUAGGGUUGCUGGAAAGGUUCGAUGUCGGUGAAGAGGUGCUUGAUGAGCAUGAUGAGGGUAACGAAGGGGUAGAGGGGGUGGAGGGACUUGGUCUUGGUGACGACGAUGGGAGGAGAGGAAGAGAAGUACGGCGGUCGAUGUCACAGGAGUCUCUUGACUGAGCAUACCACAUACAUGUGACGGACUUGGAGGGACACGUUUAGCAAUACCCCGGGAUAAAGACGAAGCACUCGUGAAUUAACAAGAUGGGCUCUGCGCGCUUCCG
Didymella exigua CBS 183.55 is the source of this 1648-nucleotide messenger RNA. RefSeq lists its product as uncharacterized. The coding region runs from base 54 to 1544 and encodes 496 amino acids. The record is from RefSeq and is a predicted model, not a curated record. Gene Ontology annotation, molecular function: cyclin binding; ubiquitin conjugating enzyme binding; ubiquitin protein ligase activity. Lineage: Eukaryota; Fungi; Ascomycota; Dothideomycetes; Pleosporales; Didymellaceae. The transcript has 2 exons. Gene Ontology annotation, cellular component: nucleus; cytosol; ubiquitin ligase complex. Gene Ontology annotation, biological process: protein monoubiquitination; proteasome-mediated ubiquitin-dependent protein catabolic process; protein autoubiquitination.